Molecule: messenger RNA, 3746 nt
Organism: Centropristis striata (black sea bass)
Lineage: Eukaryota; Metazoa; Chordata; Actinopteri; Perciformes; Serranidae
Gene: arhgap4b
Product: Rho GTPase activating protein 4b
Exons: 24
Coding region: 407-3265 (952 amino acids)
Biological process (GO): signal transduction; negative regulation of cell migration
Cellular component (GO): cytoplasm
Molecular function (GO): protein binding
Source: RefSeq, a predicted model, not a curated record
UGAGAGAAAUCUGUCAGAUUCAAACACACUACUCUGUGUGUGUGAUAGAGAGAACGAGGGAUGAGAAGAGAGGAGGAGAGCUGAGGAACAGAUAGAAAGAGACAGCAGAGGACCACAAAGUGAGGCCCGUUCCCCUUAUGGAUCAGCAUUCAUGUAAGAAACCGAAGGGAUUCCAUGAACACAUCGACCUGAGUGACAUCCCUACAGAGAGCAGCCGAUCGACACUGAUGCCGAUGCGCUGCACGCAGCAGUAGAGCAGCAAGGCCAAGGGGGUGAGGGGUUAAAGGUCACAGACUACAAAGCCGGAGCGUGCACUGAGGUUAAAAGGUUUCAGGAGGAGGCUACCAGAAGAAUCAAGGUCCAGGAAGGAAGCUCUCAGUGACAGACGAGAGUCAGGGGGUCAAAGAUGAUGACAUCACACGUGAAGCUGAGGAAGGAGAAGGGGAGUCUGGCCGAGUAUGAAUCGCAGAUGAAAGACCUGAGGGCCCAGCUGACAGACCAGAUCAAGAUUUUAGACUCUCAGGUGGAGGUGAAACAGCAGCAGCUCUCAGACCUCUCUGAGUUUCUCCGGCGCAGAGGCGACAUCGAGGCUGAAUACGCUCGCGCCCUCGACAAACUCACCGAGCGGUUCACCCACAAGACUAAGAAGAAGGAGCAGUGGGGUCAGUCAGUGUGUCAGGUCUGGUCUGUUUUGCUGACUCAGACUCGUCUGGAAAGCCGGGAACAUGCAGCCCUGGGUGACACCUGCUGCAACACACUCACACAGCGACUCGCACACAGUACGGAGGAUACACACCGUCUGCACAAACGGAGCAAAGAAGUUGGCAUCCAGACGCAAGAUGAGUUGCUGAAGGUCACCACUGAACUACAGACGGCUCUGAAGACAUACAACCAGUACCACACCGACUGUCUGAUAGCUGAGGGGAAACUGAAGGAAGCCGAGCGAUUGGAGGAGAGACACACAGGCAAGUCAGCUGAGCUCGGCCCCGGCCAAUCAGGAGGGCAGAGGCGGAGCUCCGUCAAGAAGAUGGAGAGAUUAAUGGAGAAAAGGCAUGGUAGAGUGCAAGAGAACCAGCUGAAGUGCACCAAGGCUCGAAAUGACUACCUGCUGAAUCUAGCUGCAGCCAAUGCUGCUAUGAACAAGUACUACCUGCAGGACAUCAGCACUCUCAUCGAUUGCUGUGACCUGGGUUUCCAUCUGUCCGUGGAGAGAGUGAUGAAGUGCUACCUGGCCAGUAGGUGGCGCAUCCAGAAGACAGAGGAGACCGGUCUAAAGCAGCUGGAGUCUGCCGUGACGUCCCUGGACCAGGGUGGAGACAGAGACGCGUUGCUACAGCAGCAUGAUGCAGCUUUCUGCCUUCCUUUCAGAUUCAACUACCAUCCUCAUGAGGGAGACCAAGUGUGCGAGGUGAGUGCGGAGAGCCAGGUGAGGUACGAACUGGAGACCAGGUUUCAGCAGCUUCAGUCUCGGCUCGCCGCCGUUACCUUGGAAACAGAGGAGGUUAGUAAAACGCUUAAAGCCACCCUCACAGCACUGCUGGACAAUAUGUGUGAAAGCGACAGUAACCCCUCCCCCGACGUGCCAAGCAGCUUAUCACAUGAGCCCCCUGGAGGAAACACCGCCCAGAAACUGACCCUCGCCAAGCGUCGAGCCAAUCAACAGGAGACAGAGACCUACUAUUUUACAAAAGUGAAGGAUUUCCUCAUCAGCAGUUCUUUGACGUUCAAACUUCAGGCCAAACACGACCUUCUACAUGAUGCCAUACAGAAAGCCGAGGCUGUGGACAGUGACCCUUCCAGAAUGAAUUGUGCUCGGUCAGUGCGUGUUCGGAAGUCCAGACCUGUUUCCCAAUUCUGCCACACACUCUUCACCACAGACAUGCUCUCCUACAUACAGAGCACCGGGCAGCAGAUUCCUGUGGUGGUUGAAAGCUGCAUCCGUUUCAUAAACCUUCAUGGCCUCCACCAUGAAGGAAUAUUCAGAGUUCCUGGGUCUCAGAGGGAGGUGAACCACAUCAGAGAUGCGUUUGAGAGAGGAGAGGACCCUCUGUCAGACAGUGAGUGUGACCUGGACUCUGUGGCCGGAGUGUUGAAGCUUUACUUCAGGGGCCUUGAGCCUCCUCUCUUCCCGUACGACAGCUACUCCCAGCUGCUGGAGUGUGUCCAAAUUGAGGGGGUGACAGAGAAAGCUGUCCAGAUUAAAGCGAUUAUCUCCACAUUUCCACGGCCUCUCCUCAUCGUGAUGCGCUACCUUUUCGCUUUCCUCAAUCAUGUGUCUCAGUACAGUGAUGAGAACAUGAUGCAGCCCUACAACUUGGCCGUUUGUUUCGGUCCCAGCCUGCUGAGGGGACUGGAUUCUGAUGAUGCUGUUGCUAGGCAACCACAGGUCAAUGAUCUGGUCAAAACCUUGAUCCUCCAACAUGACAUCAUCUACCCCGGCCAAUCAGAACUGCCGGGCCCAGUCUACGAGAAGCACAUGACUCUGGAGCAGGAGUACUGUGAACCAAUCACAGAGGAGGGAGACGGAGAGACUGAGCAUCUGCCCAGUGAGGACGAGUGGGAGGCAGUGGCCAUGUUUGACUACACGGCGAGAUCUCCGGCAGAGCUGUCCUUCAAGCAGGGCGAGCUGCUCAUCCUUCACAGCAAAGCCUCCUGUGAUUGGUGGAGAGGCGAAGCAGGAGGGGUUAAGGGUCUCAUCCCCCACAAGUACAUCAGCGUGCUGGAUGGGUCAGAGCGAGGGAAAAGAGAGGACGGAGGAGGAGGAGGAGGAGGAGGAGGAGGAGGAGGAGGCAGCACUGGAAACCUGACAGCAGAAGAUCCACAGACGGAGAACACAACUCGGAUGCGGGUAAACAGUGACAGUGCUUCGUUGCCUGGGAGACAGAGAGGAAGUGAGGGAAGCCCCAAUCGAAAGCCGCCAACCUCUCCUGCCACAAGACACCUGCCAGUGUCUCAGGAGAGAAGACACACAUUGGACACAGUGAGACAGGCCGGCUUCAGACCCACAGACAGACCUCCAUUUGGUCUGCCAGAGAGACAAACAGUCGACAAGGAACUGAUCAGCCGUCAGAUGAACUCCGUGUUCAAGGAGCUCCUGUCUCGCCAGCCUGCUGCGCCUCCGUCCACCCUCCCCGCCCCCGCCGCUCAAGCUCCCUCCUCCUCCUCCUCCUCCUCCUCCUCUUCCUCUCUUCCUCAAGCUGCCCCUGCUGCCAAAAAAGUAGGAUUUGGCAUCAGAGGACGGGCCCUUUUCAGACCGGUGGACUAAAAGAGAGGAGCGGAUUUCCUGAUUUAUUGUUUAAAAAUGAUGAUUAUGCUGAUGCCGAUGAUACAUGUGGUGAAGAUCUUGAUUUAUUUUUUCCACACGUGUAUAAUAUUUGCGUCUCUGCCAUCUCAUAGUGCCACUAGUCUCGGUGCCGUGUAACUGUGCGUCCAGUGUGUCUGUUUUCCAGCUGGUUUUGGUCUUUUUUUUGUUUUGGUCUGUUUUUGUUCUCCAGGCUUUUGUAAUUUUUGGGAGAAUCAGGGAUGUGACAUCACCAGACUGACUUUUUAAAGUGGUUGCCAUAAUGCUUACAACAACAUCAACAAAAUACUGCCCCCUAGUGGCAGGUCUGAGAUCAGCUCACCCUUAUGAUUUGUAAUGCUUCAUUUUAUGAAAACAAAACUGAUCUGGGGCCUGAGUGCCUUCACAUCUUUAACCUUCACAUUUAUUUCAUGUGAAAAGAUCUGGUAGGGUUGAACUCUGCAUA